AUGGCUGAUGGCAAUGUCUCCUAUGCUAACUCUGCUGCUGCUGCUGGCGACGGCGGCCGCGGCGGUGGCGGUGUAGCGACGCAAAUUCGACGAAAGUCGCGUACUUCAACAUCAGGCGCAUCACCUCAAUCGCGCGGGCGACGGGGAGCGUUACGGUUGACCUUGUUCGCAGUACUCGUAGCGUUACUGGCAGUACUAGCACCGCUUGCGUUUCCAGAAUCCUUCCUCACCUCUGAACAAGUCUCGCAAGUCACACGGUUCUUCGAAGAUGCUGGCCUCGGCGAUGCGCUCCACACUAUCGGGUUACAUCCUUCUGCGAGCUCAUUCCUUGAUACCCUUUCCAGUAACACCACCUCAUCCGACCACAUCCGCGGAGGGCACACGAACAACUGGGCAGUGCUUGUGUGCACCUCGAAAUUCUGGUUCAACUACCGCCACAUCGCCAAUACGCUCGGCAUGUACCGCACGGUCAAGCGCCUCGGCAUCCCGGACAGCAACAUCAUCCUCAUGCUCGCCGACGAUGCGGCGUGCAACCCCCGCAACAAGUUCCCCGGCAACGUGUGGGCCUCGUCGCACAACAGGCUGGAUCUGUACGGACACAACAUCGAAGUGGACUAUCGUGGUUACGAGGUCUCGGUGGAAAACCUGAUCCGACUGCUCACCGGCCGGCUUCCCCCCACGACGCCCAAGUCAAAGCGCCUCGAGACCGACGCGCGCAGCAACGUGUUCCUCUACAUGACCGGCCACGGUGGCGACGAGUUCCUCAAGUUCCAGGACUACGAGGAGAUCUCGGCCGUCGAUAUCGCCGACGCCAUCGAGCAGAUGUGGCAGAAGAAACGCUACCACGAGCUCUUCUUCAUGGUCGACACCUGCCAGGCCAACACGCUCUACAGCAAGAUCUACUCCCCCAACGUCCUCGCCACAGGCUCGAGCGAAAAGGGCCAGAACAGCUAUAGCCACGGCGCCGACGACGACCUCGGCGUAGCCAUGAUCGAUCGCUUCACCAACUUCGUCCUCGAGUGGAUGGAGGGCAUGCACAAAGGCUCCAACGCCACAUUGAACGACCUCUUCCAGGCGUACGAUCGCGUUGUCAUCGAAAGCGAUCCCGGUGUUAGGAAGGAUCUGUUCCGGAGAGAGUUGAGCCAAACCAAGGUGACCGACUUCUUCGGUGGAGUCAGUCAGGUCGAUCUUACGCCCAGAGCGAAACAGGUCAUGCUCAUGUAG
Molecule: messenger RNA, 1224 nt
Organism: Sporisorium graminicola
Lineage: Eukaryota; Fungi; Basidiomycota; Ustilaginomycetes; Ustilaginales; Ustilaginaceae
Exons: 1
Coding region: 1-1224 (407 amino acids)
Biological process (GO): protein localization to cell surface; proteolysis; attachment of GPI anchor to protein
Cellular component (GO): GPI-anchor transamidase complex
Molecular function (GO): GPI-anchor transamidase activity
Source: RefSeq, a predicted model, not a curated record